This is a messenger RNA of Limulus polyphemus (Atlantic horseshoe crab), 2375 nucleotides long. RefSeq names its product NAD-dependent protein deacetylase sirtuin-7-like (gene Sirt7). The coding region runs from base 289 to 1839 and encodes 516 amino acids. Gene Ontology annotation, molecular function: NAD+ binding. The transcript has 9 exons. The record is from RefSeq and is a predicted model, not a curated record. Lineage: Eukaryota; Metazoa; Arthropoda; Merostomata; Xiphosura; Limulidae.
ACAAAAAUGUUGCUGGCCAGAUGAAUAGCGCUGUAAAUAAAUCUUGACUUUUAUAUACUAUUUGAACGUCAUUGAUUUUAUUUGGUGCCAUAAAAAAAAGCCAAGAAGGAAAAGUGACCAAUGUGUAGAAACAUUACUUUUUAGGCCUAAAUUUAAGUUAUAGCUUAUUUAUUUUAAGCCUAAUUUUAGGUGGCGCUAAAGAACAUUUAUAAUAUUGUAAUUAGGUAGAGAUCAAAUAGAUUCAAUUGUCUAUUAGUGUUACAAGAUUCUUCAGGGAAAUUUUUCGUAAUGUCUGUUGAAGAAGGAUUUGUUUCUAAGAGACAAGCAAGAAAGUCUGCAGAUCUGAAAAGAAUUAGGAUGAAGGAAGAACAAACUGUGAAACUUAAAAGGGUGAGGGCCAUCCUGAAAAAGGCUGGAUGUGACAGAACAGAAGAUGAAACCAAAGUGCUCAAUCAGUUUCAGGACGUAGUAGAGGUAGUAGAACAACAGAUGAUAAAGCACAAAUCUUUGAAGGACAGGUUGAAAGAGAUAGAAGAUCCCCCUGAUGUGUUAAGAGCAAAAUGUGUUGAACUAGCAGAAACAAUUAGACAUGCUGACUUUCUUGUAACAUACACAGGUGCUGGUAUUAGCACAGCGGCCAAAAUUCCAGACUAUAGAGGGCCUGAAGGAGUGUGGACACUGCUUCAAAAAGGCCAAGAUGUUAAAGUUUUGGACAUCGCCACUGCAGAACCUACGUAUACUCACAUGAGUGUAAGCGAACUUUAUCGACGUGGGUUCAUUGCUCACGUUGUCUCUCAAAACUGUGACGGUCUUCACUUGCGCAGUGGUCUUCCUCGAGGUGCCUUAUCUGAAGUUCAUGGAAAUAUGUACAUUGAGGUUUGUACAAAAUGUAAACCUCUACGUCAGUAUGUAAGGCUGUUUGACGUCACAGAAAGGACGAGUCUCCGCCGUCAUAAAACGGGGAGGUACUGCCAUAAAUGCAGUGCCGAACUGAUUGAUACAAUAGUUCACUUUGGAGAGAGGGGUCGACUUAGGUGGCCAAUCAACUGGGAAGGUGCCGUGAAAGCCGUAGAAAAUUGUGAUGUUAUUCUUUGUCUUGGGACCAGUCUAAAGGUUCUCAGGAAAUACCACUGUCUCUGGGCACUAGAUAAACCUUUGCAGGAACGUCCCAAAGUGUACAUCGUCAACCUGCAGUGGACCCCAAAGGAUGACAAAGCUGUUUUAAAGAUAAAUGGCAAAUGUGACGAAGUGAUGAAGCUAGUAAUGGAUCAUUUGGGAAUUCCAGUGCCAAACUAUAGUAGGGAAAAAGACCAGAUUUUCCGAUUAGCAGUGCAACUCACUUCAGAAGAAGAAGAGUCAACCACAAGACAACAGCUAACCUUUACUCAACAACAACAACAACCUGAAUUAAAUAACUACAAAAUGAAAUCUACCCCUGGGCCAUCUUUUGAUACAGGCCCUUUUUACGAAUCAACUGCCAAGGUUACAAAAGAGGACCCCGAUGAUGGUUCUACGUCUGUGGAUGAACUACCUCAACAAAGCAUCAAAGAAAUGUUACUUUCGGGAGUAAAGGAUGAAGUGGAAGAGCAACAUUCCACAUCUGAGCUUCACAGAGAACCUGUCCCAGUCAAAACUGAAGUAAGUUUAUCAAAGUCCUCCCAUUGUUUAGAAGAAGAUCUGGCAUAUUCGACCGAAGAUUAUUCCGAAACUUACCCAAAUGAUGAAAAGAAUGGGUGCCAUAGAUUUACGGAAGAAAUUUCAGAGGAAAAAGAAAUCAUGCCCGGCUGGUUUGGAAAGGGUUUUGCAAAACUGAAAAAAGCAAAGAAGAAACGGCCUUGAAUUCUAGUGCAAGAUCCCUAAAUGUUUUUUUAUUAUUAUUGAAUAUAUAUACUCCGUCAAAGAAAGUUACUGGGGGAGACAAAGAACGAAAGUCGUACGCCACUCAAUUGACUGUACGGACUAGCGUAACCGUGUUUAGGUUUAUAGUAUGACGAACAGAAUAACUAAUGUAUAAUCUUGCGUGGAACCAUCUCGUUAGAACAUAACCUCAAAUUAGAGAAUAAUGAAGGUUAUAAGUUGUGUAUCAGAGAAAUCGUUUUUAAGUUAUGAAGGUUACUUUGAUAAAAUUAUUUUAUCAAUACAAUCUGUUUAUCGUCACUAAAAAUGUAUUUUUUAACUUUCCACCUCCGUCUGAUGGUGAAACACGGGAUAGACUCAGGACCUGGCCUAGAGGAAUAUCAAAUGUAAAACUGUAUUAUUUGAAGAGAGUUAAAAAUUAAAGUAUAUUUCUUCCGAAACAUAAGGUCCUUAAGUACAAAGUUGUGGAAAAUAUGAAACGAUCGUUUUCUUAAAGUUUGAGCCUAAUUAAUUCUAAC